AGGGGGAGGCAGCGGCGGCGGCGGCGGCGGCGGCGGCGGCGACGACGGGCGGGCAGGUUGGCGGCUGCAUAUUUGAAGGAAAGUAUCAGUUUGUAUUCGCUCAGUGUGUUUGCUCCAGCGGCCACGGCGGGAGCCCGAGCCUGAGCCCAGCCAGCUCGGCCGGCUCAGCGCAGCGCAGCGCAGUUCGGCAGCUUUGCCCAGCCCAGCCCAGCCCAGCUCAGCGCAGCUCAGCUGGGGUCGCCGCUGCCGCUACCUCUGCUCCAGUCCUAGCUCCAGCCCCGGGCCGCCUUCCCUCCCCUUGCCUUGUCUUCCCUUGCCUGGCUUUGCCUAGCCUUGUCUUCCCUGGGCAGGCACUCCGGACAGCGCAGCAGAGGCGCAGCGCAGGACUCAAGGCGGCCAGGCGAGGCCCGAGCAGGCGGCCCGGAGCCCGGCCCCCGGCCCCGGCUGGUCCCCAGCUUCUCCCCGGUCCGAGGUGCCUGCGCUGUGCUCCGCUCUGCUCCGCUGGGCGCGGAGUCGUUCAUGGAAACAUGGCGGUGUCGGCUCCGACCUGCGGCGCCUCCUCGCUCGCCCGGGCUCUGUGCGGCGGCAGCGGCGGCGGCCACCUCCACCUCCACCUCCACCUCCUGCUGCUGCUGCUCGUCCUCCCGGUGCCCGGCGCCCGCAGCUACAGCUUCCCCCAGCAGCACACGAUGCAGUACUGGUCUCGAAGGCUGGAACAAGAGAUUGAUGGAGUGAUGAGGAUCUUUGGGGGUGUCAAGCAACUCAGAGAGAUCUACAAGGACAACAGAAAUUUGUUUGAGAUUGAGGAGAAUGUCCCCCACAAGCUUGUGGAGAAGGUUGCAGGAGACAUUGAGAGCCUCCUGGCCAAGAAGGUCCGGGCUUUGAAGAGACUGGCUGACGCUGCAGAGAGAUUCCAGAAGGCCCAUCGUUGGCAAGACAACAUCAGGGAAGAAGAUAUCCAGUACUAUGACUCCAAGGCGGAUGCUGAGCUGGAGGACCCCGAGGGUGAGGAAUUUGAAAGAGAAAAGCCCAGUACUCUGCAGCUGGACUUCGUUGAGGACCCAAACUUUAAAAACAAAGUCAACUACUCCUAUACGGCUGUCCAGAUCCCUACAGACAUCUACAAAGGCUCCACAGUGAUCCUAAAUGAGCUCAACUGGACAGAAGCCCUGGAGGAUGUAUUUGUUGAGAACCGUAAGGAGGACCCAUCCCUGCUGUGGCAGGUUUUUGGCAGUGCCACAGGGGUUACCCGAUAUUAUCCAGCAACCCCUUGGAGAGCACCAAAAAAGAUUGACCUGUAUGAUGUUCGCCGGAGACCCUGGUACAUCCAAGGAGCUUCCUCUCCUAAGGACAUGGUCAUCAUCGUGGAUGUAAGUGGCAGCGUGAGCGGCCUGACACUGAGGUUGAUGAAGACAUCUGUCUGUGAGAUGCUGGACACCCUGUCUGAUGAUGACUACGUCAACGUGGCCUCGUUCAAUGAGAAGGCCCAGCCUGUGUCCUGCUUCAACCACCUGGUUCAGGCCAAUGUGCGAAACAAAAAGGUUUUCAAGGAAGCUGUGCAGAACAUGGUGGCCAAAGGGACCACAGGUUACAAAGCCGGCUUUGAAUACGCCUUUGACCAGCUCCAGAAUUCCAACAUCACCCGAGCUAACUGCAACAAAAUGAUCAUGAUGUUCACGGACGGAGGGGAGGACCGGGUGCAAGAUGUGUUUGAGAAGUACAACUGGCCCAACAGGACGGUCCGGGUAUUCACCUUCUCUGUGGGGCAGCACAACUAUGACGUCACUCCCCUGCAGUGGAUGGCCUGUGCCAAUAAAGGUUACUAUUUCGAGAUCCCCUCCAUCGGGGCCAUCCGAAUCAACACGCAGGAGUACCUGGACGUCCUGGGCAGACCCAUGGUCCUUGCAGGCAACGAGGCCAAGCAGGUGCAGUGGACCAAUGUGUAUGAAGAUGCUCUGGGCCUCGGGCUCGUGGUGACCGGGACCCUCCCUGUGUUCAAUCUGACCCAGGACGGCAGUGGAGAGAGGAAGAACCAGCUAAUCCUGGGUGUGAUGGGGAUUGAUGUGGCUCUGAAUGAUAUCAAGAAGCUGACCCCAAAUUACACGCUUGGUGCAAAUGGUUAUGUAUUCUCCAUUGACCUCAAUGGCUAUGUCCUCCUCCACCCCAACUUGAAGCCUCAGGUCACCAAUUUCCGAGAGCCAGUGACCUUGGAUUUCCUAGAUGCUGAACUAGAAGAUGAAAACAAAGAGGAGAUCCGAAAGAGCAUGAUUGACGGGAAAAGGGGACACAAACAAAUCAAGACUCUCAUCAAAUCCCUGGAUGAGAGGUACAUUGAUGAAGUAAUUCGAAACUAUACCUGGGUCCCAAUCAAAAGUACCAACUACAGCCUUGGGCUGGUCUUGCCCCCUUAUAGCACAUUCUAUCUCCAAGCCAAUCUCAGUGACCAGAUCCUGCAGGUCAAGUUGUCAAUCAGCAAACUGAAGGAUUUUGAGUUCCUGCUCCCAAACAGCUUUGAAUCUGAAGGACAUGUUUUCAUUGCUCCCAGAGAAUACUGCAAGGACCUGAACGCCUCGGACAACAACACGGAAUUUCUCAAGAACUUUAUUGAGCUCAUGGAGAAGGUGACUCCAGAUUCCAAGCAGUGUAACAACUUCCUCCUGCAUAACUUGAUUCUGGACACUGGCAUCACACAGCAACUGGUGGAGAAGGUGUGGAAGGACCAGGACCUCAACACGUAUAGCCUCCUUGCUGUGUUCGCUGCUACUGAUGGGGGCAUCACCAGAGUUUUCCCCAACAAGGCAGCCGAGGACUGGGAUGAGAACCCUGAGCCUUUCAAUGCCAGCUUCUACCGGCGCAGCCUGGACAACCAGGGCUACAUCUUCAAGCCUCCAUAUCAUGAUACUCUCCUUAGACCACUAGAGCUGGAAAACAACACCGUGGGUAUCUUGGUGAGCACAGCUGUGGAACUCACACUUGGGGGAAGGACACUAAGACCUGCAGUGGUGGGAGUGAAGUUGGACCUGGAAGCCUGGGCUGAGAAGUUCAAGGUGUUAGCCAGUAACCGAACUGACCGGGACCAGCCACAGAAGUGUGGCCCCAACAGCCACUGUGAGAUGGACUGUGACGUGAACAAUGAGGAUCUGCUCUGUGUCCUAAUUGAUGAUGGUGGCUUCUUGGUGCUCUCCAACCAAUACAAUCAAUGGGACCAGGUGGGCAAGUUCUUCAGUGAAGUGGACGCCAAUCUGAUGUUAGCUCUUUACAAUAACUCCUUCUUCACUCGAAAAGAGUCCUUUGACUACCAAGCUGUGUGCACCCCCCGGGCCCAGAGCAACACAGGCGCUGCCCCCCGAGGGGUCUUCGUACCUACCAUUGCUGACUUCCUCAACCUGGCCUGGUGGACUUCAGCAGCAGCCUGGUCCUUGCUCCAGCAGCUUCUCUAUGGACUCACCUAUCAUAGCUGGUUCCAAGCAGACGAUGCCGCUGCUGAGGGCUCGGAGACCCGGGAGACCAGCUGCAUCAUGAAACAGACCCAGUAUUACUUCAGCACCGCCAAUGCCUCUUACAACAGCAUCAUAGACUGUGGGAACUGCUCCAGGCUGUUCCAUGCCCAGAGACUGGCCAACACCAACCUGCUCUUUGUCGUGGCCGAGAAGCCCUUGUGUAGCCAGUGUGAAUCAGGCAAACUGCUCCAGGCAGAGAGGCGCUCUGACGGGCCGGAGCAGUGUGAACUGGUACAGAAGCCACGAUAUAGGAAAGGACCUCACAUCUGCUUUGACUAUAACGCAACGGAAGAUACCUCAGACUGUGGCCGAGGAGCCUCCUUCCAAGCAUCCCUGGGCAUCCUGGUAUCCCUGCAGCUGCUGCUCCUCCUGGGCCUGUCACCCCUGCCCCUGCCCUGGCCUCACAAUGACCCCCCCUGCCACCUCUGAACCCCAUCCCCCUCAGCCCCGGCCCCUUCACCUCAGCCACCCUUCCCUUCUUGCUGUGCCCACCACCCACCACCUGUGGGAGAGUGGAUCCUCUGGACUGGGGGUCCUUGGGGUGUGUCCUCCCCUAGGCCCCGCAGCCUGAGACCCCAAUGCCAUGUCUUACUGUUUUGCUGUCAGAAGAUCACCCCAGCCCAACACCUGCCACCUCACGACCACCCUCACUCCAGGCAGUGUGUGUGUGUGCUGGUGCCAAAGGCAUGUGCCGCCCAGGCCUGGGCUGGGCUGAACUCUGCAGGGCUCGGGGGAGCAUCAGUCCUCACAGUUGCCACUCUCCCUCCCCAACUCCUGGAGUACACUCAGACUCACUAAUUCUAAGGAAGGCUGGGGUCAAGGGUUCUAUGGCCCCAGUUCCCCAGCCUUCUCCUCUUACCUCUGAGCAUCUAGAUACCCCAGAGAAUGACUGGGGAAUAGGGACUAGGAGGCUCAAUUCUGGGAGGCACAUCACCAUGUGAGCUCAGCCCUCAACCUUCACAGACAGGCACACACACACUCACACACGCGCGCACACACACACUCACACGCGCACACACUCACACACGCACAUGUGCACACACUCACACACGCGCGCACGCACACACACACGUAUAUGUUCAUCUAGUCGUCUUUCCUGGACCUCAUCACACAGGCCACUCAAGACACAGGGAGAGGCCCGUCCAGGGACGUAGCUAAGACCAAGUUCAGAUCUAAGCAAAGCACCCACUAGCCAGGGUGGAUGCUGGGAUCUACCCAAGGGACCUGCCAGCCCCCAGCCCUUUAGCCCCUGCCAGGCAGCUUCCCUGAUUGGAGCAAGAUAGCCAUGACUGCUGAACCUGAAACAACCUGGCUAGAGUGAGGGGAUGGACACACACACACACAAUCAGUCAGAACUGGCAGGGACCUAGGAGGUCAUCUAGACCAAUUGAUCCCUGCCAGAGACAUGGGUACACACAGACACACGGGUAGAAAUAGAAACAUAUGUAUUACACAUGCAUUCAGACAUGUUACAGAAUCACAGCAUUGUAGAGUUUAAAGGGAAACAUACACAAACACACACACACACAUAUAUAUAUAUAUAUCAGUAGGGUGAGAGUCACGAAGCCUUAUGUAAAGGGGUUGGGAUGGACCUAGAGGCUUUGUCAGGCUUCAUCUCUCUGGGGCUGGGCACUCACUGCCUGCUCUCAGUCUCUGCUCUUCACCCCAAUCCCUUCUCACUCCCCCAGGAAAUGCACUCAUCUCCACUUCCUUCAGUUUCUUCCUUGCCCUGCAGCACCCAGUUCAGGUCCUGACCCCCCCCCCCAAUGCUUGUCCACUGUUACUUCCCCUGUUACCCUCUACCCCUACCCCUCAGGCUCCAAAGCUGAAUGUUAAACUGUGCCAAAUGCCAGGUCAGUCACUAGAAGGCCAACCCCUCCAGCUCCUACCCACCACCUACCAGACACUUCACCCUCAAUCAAUUUUCAGUGUCCAAUAGAUGUCUCCCCUCCUUUGAUCAAGUGUUCACAUCUCUGCCCCUCCCCGACCCUACAAAGAUUUUCAGAUUUCCCCCAAACAUCAGCCUAAGUGUCUUGACCAUACCUGGGCAAGAGAAGAGGUAGGACACCCCCCCCCCUUCACGGCACUCAUCUUCUGCCUGGUUGCUGUGCCAUGCCUCUUGGGCCCUCAAGAGCACCCUUUAACCAGUGCCACUCCCCCUCCCUACUUAGCCCUCACUCCAGCCCUGCCUUCCUAGGGAUGACUUCAGCAGAGGGAGACACUGAAGUGGAUACCCCUAAUCCCUCUCCCCCAGCUCUUCACCCAAGGUCUCACCUCCUCAGUUGCCCUGGCACCUGUGUACAUUUUCCCCAAACCCUGAACAGGUGCUCACCCCACCACCACCCCAGGCCAAAAUGUCCAAUCCCCGGAACUGGACAUCAGCCCUCCCCACCCUAUCCCCUACACACAUACACUCAAUCAGGCAGGGCCUGGGAAAGCCUUCAGAGGGGGUUUCAGUGCAUUCCAAUUCCAUUUCCCAAAUCCUCCAGUGGGGGGGAGGGGCAGGUCACUAAAGAGCAAGGGGAGGGAGGGUGUUUCCUCUUAAGAUGUGGAAAAGAGGGGGGGAAGGGGUGAUUCAUUAAUUAAUGCUUCAUUAAUUAAUGGUCCUGUUGCUUGUUGCUUUCUCAGUGUGUGUUGGUCCAUGCUGGCACAGACUUGAGUGCCAGCUGUGUCUUGGGAGUGUGUGUAAUUCUGUAGUUUAGUCAGGUGCUCACUGGAGAAUUGAAAAAAGAAAAAAGAAAAAAAAACAAGGAAACCAAGGCGUAUACAGAAAUAUAAAUAAAUAUAUAAUAUAUAUAUUUUAAGUUUAAAAACAGAAAAACUAAACAAAAGCCACCAGGUAGUUGUCCAAACAGAAACUGGGUCUAACUCAGCUCAUCUCCCAUCUGGCUCAGGGCCUCCUUUCUCUCCCUUCUCUCUCUCCCAACCAGGCCAAGGGAGAGGGUUGGGGGAGAAGGCGCCAGGGGCUUUUUCCUUUUUUCUGCGUUUUUUCCUUCGUUUUUUUUUGUUGUUGGGUUUUUUUUUUUGUACAGACAAGUCGGAUACAAAAGCGACAAAAAAAGAUAAGAAACUUUGUAAAAUAUUGUGUGUGUGAUUCCUUGUAAAAUAUUUUCAAAUGGUUUAUUACAAAAAAAAUCAGUUAUUAAAUAAUGUUCAUAUUUUCACUUCAAA
This is a messenger RNA of Monodelphis domestica (gray short-tailed opossum), 6671 nucleotides long. RefSeq names its product calcium voltage-gated channel auxiliary subunit alpha2delta 2 (gene CACNA2D2). NCBI's taxonomy places the organism in Eukaryota, Metazoa, Chordata, Mammalia, Didelphimorphia, Didelphidae. The record is from RefSeq and is a predicted model, not a curated record. Gene Ontology annotation, molecular function: voltage-gated calcium channel activity. Gene Ontology annotation, cellular component: voltage-gated calcium channel complex.